UCGCUGUUGCCGCCGCCGCCGCCGCCGCCGCCGCCGCUGCCGCGGUUGCUGGGGGUCCGGGAGAGGAGCAGCUGUCGCGGCUCUUGUAGGGUCGGUCUCGGUUGCUGUUUUUGCCCAAGGAGUCUUCCUUCCUGGGUCGCACCCUGACUCCCGUGGUGUCGAGGGGGAGUCCCUGCGGACACCUGGGCACGCAGUGGAGAUGCCUCUCUUCACCACCAAUCCCUUCGAUCAGGAUGUGGAGAAAGCAACCAGUGAGAUGAAUACUGCUGAGGAUUGGGGCCUCAUUUUGGAUAUUUGUGAUAAAGUUGGUCAAUCUCGCACUGGACCUAAAGACUGUCUUCGGUCUGUUAUGAAGAGGGUGAACCAUAAAGAUCCUCAUGUUGCUAUGCAAGCGCUGACUCUUCUAGGAGCAUGUGUAUCAAACUGUGGCAAAAUUUUUCAUUUAGAAGUAUGUUCAAGAGAUUUUGCUAGUGAAGUAAGCAACGUAUUAAACAAGGGUCACCCUAAAGUGUGUGAAAAAUUAAAGGCUCUUAUGGUUGAAUGGACCGAUGAAUUUAAGAAUGAUCCACAGCUUAGUCUAAUAUCAGCAAUGAUUAAGAACCUUAAGGAACAAGGAGUUACGUUUCCAGCUAUCGGCUCUCAGGCUGCAGAACAAGCGAAAGCAAGCCCAGCUCUGGUAGCCAAGGAUCCUGGUGCUGUGGCUAACAAAAAAGAAGAAGAAGAUUUAGCAAAAGCUAUUGAGUUGUCCCUGAAGGAACAAAGGCAGCAGUCAACCACCGUGUCCAGCCUGUAUCCGAGCACAUCCAAUCUCUUAACUAAUCACCACCACGAAGGCCGAAAAGUUCGUGCCAUAUAUGACUUUGAAGCUGCUGAAGAUAAUGAACUUACUUUUAAAGCUGGAGAAAUUAUUACCAUUCUUGAUGACAGUGAUCCCAACUGGUGGAAAGGUGAAACCCAUCAAGGCAUGGGGUUAUUUCCCUCUAAUUUUGUGACUGCUGAUCUCACUGCUGAACCAGAAAUGAUUAAAACGGAGAAAAAGACGGUACAAUUUAGCGAUGAUGUUCAGGUGGAAACAAUAGAGCCCGAGCCGGAGCAAGCCUUUAUUGAUGAAGAUAAAAUGGACCAAUUGCUGCAGAUGUUGCAAAGUACAGAUCCCAGUGAUAAUCAACCAGAUCUUCCAGAGUUACUGCAUCUUGAAGCAAUGUGUCACCAGAUGGGACCUCUCAUUGACGAAAAGCUGGAAGAUAUUGACAGAAAACAUUCAGAACUCUCAGAACUUAAUGUUAAGGUGAUGGAGGCACUUUCAUUGUAUACCAAGUUAAUGAAUGAAGAUCCAAUGUAUUCCAUGUAUGCAAAAUUACAGAGUCAGCAGUAUUAUGUGCAGUCAUCUGGGGUUUCUGGUUCUCAGGUGUAUCCGGGGCCGCCUCAGAGUGGUGCUUACCUGGUUGCAGGGAAUGCACAGAUGAGCCAUCUCCCGAGCUACAGUCUGCCCCCGGAGCAGCUUUCUUCUCUCACCCAAGGCGCAGUUCCACCGUCUGCAAACCCAGCCCUUCCCAGUCAGCAGACUCAGGCUUCGUACCCGAACGCAAUGGUCAGUUCUGUUCAAGGAACUACAUAUUCCAGCCAGGCUUCAGUAUAUAGUCCUCCUCCGUCUGCUGCUGCUGCUGAUGUCCCUAUCUACCAGAACGCAGGAACUAAUAUGUCCCAGGUGCCAAACUAUAACUUAACAUCAUCAGCGCUGCCUCAGCCUGGAGGCAGUCAGCAGCCACCUCAGCUACAGCAAGCAUAUUCUCAGAAGGCUCUGCUAUAGGACUUGGGAUUCCUCCUUGUGGCAAAGAUCUGCUAAAUGCCGCUGACGAUGUUACGAGAUUCUGUAGUAUCUUAAGAUUUGUUUAUCCUCAGCGUAUAGGAAUUUAUCUUGGUCAGCAAGUUCCACUGUUCAAGAAGGUAGAACUCUCUUCAAUUUGCACUGACUUUUUAGAGGUUCUCCCCGCCCCCUUCCCCGGAGGAAUGAAACUACUUACAACAUUUAAUUCCUUUCAUAAUAUGAAAGAAUUGAUACAAGAUUAUUUGUCUCGUAAAAUUACCUGGUCUGCAAAAAGUCAAACUACAAAAACUGUUGUGACAAAUGUUAUGUACAUAUAUUGGUGUGUAACUUCAUGAGUGGCCAUUUUGAAUCACAAUGGUGAUCAUGUGAAUAUAUUUAACACUGUUAAAUUAAUUUACAUUGCUAUUUUAUUUUAAUCAUGAACAACUACCAUAUUUCAUAAUGUUUUGUGUAAAUUUAAGAUAAUUACACUAUCCUUUUAAACUGCAAGAGAACAAAGCUUUAGCAUAUUUACGUGAAAGCAUUGUGUUGUCCAUGUUUCAGUUCCACAUUAAACUGAACCUUCCUUUGACUAAUUGUGAGCUGAACAUAUGUAUAUGUCCUUCUGUAGCCUCUGCACCCUACUAGCUGUCAUCACACCAGCGUACAGUAGCUAAAUUUUUGGUGCAAUUACAGCAAAUGAUGGUGUUCCCCUUUAAACUUUACAUUUUGGCUUGAUAUUUCAGAAUAUUUUGGGACCAUGAGACAAAAUUAAGUAAGAUCACGUUCUUUAUAUCUUAUUUUUAAAGAGAUAAUGUUGAUUUACUUUUUCCUAGUUGAAGAUAGUAAUUAGAUUUCUAAGCUGUAUACUGUGUUUCUUGGUGGCAGUGACACCAAAGAUAGAGGCAAUGGAUAGAAAUUUUUAAACUGGAAAGAAAACAUGAAUUACACUACAUUUUCAAAGUCUCUUGUAAUUAUUUACAAUAUAAACAAAAUUUGAUUCAUCUGUCUUACCCCACUACUAGUCUUUUAAAUAUGUCCUUAACACUUUGUAUCCUUAAUUCUUCAUUAAAACGGAUAUAAGUAGAUGUUUCAAAGUAUCUAUGUUCCUGGCUUGACAGUUUGUAUUUUUCUUCUUAUCUUUCACACUGGACUUUUGGGCUGCUCUCGCUCUCUUUUAAAGUUCUGAUGGAAUUAUUUUGGCUUCCUCUUCAGGAGUACUUUUGACUGAGUGCUUUGCUUUUCGUCCUUAUGAAGUAUGUUUUCCACUGACAUUUUAAUCUUUUAAUAUAUUAACAACUUCCCUAGUUGUGCUAUACUGUUAUUUAACACUAUUAUUUAAAUAAUUGGAAAAUUGAAUUGAGCAUCAUAUUAAAAGAAUUGAUUUAUUUACAGGUUUCACAUCAUAAAUGAAAAUUUAAUUUGUAUUUUCUAAAACUAUUGUAGUCACGUAGCUUCUUUCUUUCCUUUUUGACAAAUGAUUCCAUCUUUGGCAAGUAAUCUUAAUGGUGACUAAUUUCUUGGGGUCAAAUUGAAAGCACUGGCUUCAACUAAGUGUUUGGCCUUAGUCUUAGGUUUUCCUGAGUUUAGAGUAUGUGACCCUCAAAGAGUAAUUUUAAAAUUUGGAUUCAAACUUUACAUUAAAAAAAUUUGUAAUGCGUUAUUUUUUGAUAAACAUUGUCAAACAGAUUGUAAUCUUUUCCAUUACAAUUUGAGUGUUCUAUUGUAACUGAUAUACUUUUCCCCAAGUCAUAUUAUAUUUUUCUUUCUCUUUUGAUAAAUUCCUGUUUACCAAUGGCAAAUGAUCAUUUUGCCAUUUUAUUUUGAUUCCUUCAUGCUGUGAAGUCAAUUACAUGUUCUCUAGUAUGCUUUUUGCCCUGUAAAAGUCAAAGAAUGGUGAAAUGAAAAAAAAGCUACCUUUCUUACUAUGCAUAUAUAGUUUUCUUUACUUAUUACAUUACUAGGCUUAUAAAGGUUUAAAUGAUGAACACUUAAAACUGAUACUAUGUUAUUUUGUGCUUUUCAUUUACUAGGUAUAAAAAUACCAGAUGGAAAAAUUCCGAUGAAAAGUAACCAUUGGGUUUUCCAUGUUUCAGAUGACAUGGCAAGGACAGAAAUAGGAAAGGAUCAGUUAGGAGCACAAAUGAUUUUGUUCUGAAACCAGUGUAUGUAUUGCAAUUUCAAAAAAUCUUUCUUUAAAAUAUAGCUGUCCCUUUUUUAAGGAGUAGAAUUAUUUAUAAAAUGAACAAACUAUAAUAUGAAUUUCUGUGAAGCAAAUUUUACUUCUCAGUUUAUUUCCUUUGGAAAGUUUGACUGUAUAACCAUAAACCAGUGACAUCUAAAUGGAAAAAUUCAGUCCACUUACUAUCUAGCAUAAAUAGCCAAGAGACCCCACGGCCAAUUGGAUCUGAUCAUAUAUCAAUGCCCUAGAGCUACUUGGAGUAAUACGUAGUAUGAAUUACUGUGAUUUUACAGUCUUUUAUAACUCUGUGGCUCCUCUUCACUAUUAGCUAUGUCUCCUACUCAGUGAGGGACCUUUUAGGUGGCUAGAGAUUCCCUUCUUUAUAUUAAAAACUUCUGGAACUUUGUGUCUAUACAUCUUUUUUUUUUUUUUUUAGGAAGGUUAGCCC
Molecule: messenger RNA, 4437 nt
Organism: Equus quagga
Lineage: Eukaryota; Metazoa; Chordata; Mammalia; Perissodactyla; Equidae
Gene: STAM
Product: signal transducing adaptor molecule
Exons: 14
Coding region: 200-1810 (536 amino acids)
Biological process (GO): protein transport to vacuole involved in ubiquitin-dependent protein catabolic process via the multivesicular body sorting pathway
Cellular component (GO): ESCRT-0 complex
Molecular function (GO): ubiquitin binding; phosphatidylinositol binding
Source: RefSeq, a predicted model, not a curated record